Monopterus albus (swamp eel) is the source of this 1859-nucleotide messenger RNA. Its product is annotated as T-box-containing protein TBX6L-like. Gene Ontology annotation, biological process: pattern specification process; cell fate specification; regulation of transcription by RNA polymerase II. Lineage: Eukaryota; Metazoa; Chordata; Actinopteri; Synbranchiformes; Synbranchidae. The record is from RefSeq and is a predicted model, not a curated record. Gene Ontology annotation, cellular component: nucleus; chromatin. The transcript is spliced from 9 exons. Gene Ontology annotation, molecular function: DNA-binding transcription factor activity, RNA polymerase II-specific; RNA polymerase II cis-regulatory region sequence-specific DNA binding. Bases 63 to 1145 code for a protein of 360 amino acids.
UUCAGAGUUAGAACGUCUGAGAGCAGCACCUCAUCUCAAAACUUUAAGGAGGACACAUUAACAUGCAACACUUCUCUGCAGCUGACUCAUGCCAGCAGGGCUGCAUCAGGAUGACCCUGGAGAAUGCUGAUCUCUGGAAGUCCUUUCACAGCACUGGAACAGAGAUGAUUAUAACAAAGCAUGGAAGGAGAAUGUUUCCACUCUGUAGUGUCAGUCUAUCUGGGCUUCAACCUUUUGCCAAUUAUGUCAUCAUGAUGGAUAUGGUUCCUGCAGACAGUUUCAAAUACAAGUGGAAAAAAGAACAGUGGGAGAUCGUGGGGAAGGCAGAGCCCCAGCCCCCGUGUCGGAUAUACAUGCACCCAGACUCCCCUGCCACAGGAAAUCACUGGAUGAAGCAGUCAUUGUCUUUCCUCAAGGUGAAGCUCACCAACAACACCUUGGAUCAGCGCGGUCACAUCAUCCUGCACUCCAUGCAUCGCUAUUACCCAAGGUUUCAUGUCAUCCAGGCAGACAGUCCUUACACUGUCUGCUGGGACCCAGUUCAGACUUUCUCUUUUCCAGAGACAACCUUCACUGCAGUGACUGCUUAUCAGAAUCCAAUGAUAACCAAAUUGAAGAUUGACCACAACCCGUUUGCUAAAGCAUUCAGGGAGGGUGGCACCCAUUCCCCCAGUAAAAGAUCAAAUCGAAGUCCUCCUGCAAAGAGAACUGCAAUGGAUGUAAAAGCUCUUUGCAACAGUCCUCCAGGCCUGCAGAGGAUGCCCUCCACCUCUCAGUCAGCUCAGAUAGAAAAGAAUCACGCCUCCACACAGCAGUCACUGAAGGAGGUUCACUUUCCAGCCUGGGGUCUGGAGCAGGAUCCAUCUGAGGGUCUCCACACUGAGCCCCUGGAGUUGCAUGAGUAUGACUACAGCUGUGAAGAACAGAUGGUGCCUGCAUCCGUGGCAUACCAGCCCUACAGAUCUGUGGAGUACACAAGAUUCCCACCCGCUUCCAAUGACACAGAUGGAGCACACAGCCUUGGCCAUCCUUCACAUCCUCCACUCACCACAGCUGAACACAGCACCCAGCAACAUGGCUACCACCACCAAGUCAACACAGCAGGUUGGACCCAGUACCCACUCUUCUCCUACUCCUGUUGGUGAAUUUUCACAUUUGCAAUGAUGACACCAUUGAUGGAGGAUAAAACCACUAAACUAACUGACAGGCCACUGCAGUUAAAAAAAUUAUAAGUUCAUAUAAAGGUCAUGAAUUUCAAUAACAUUAUAAUGUACAGACAGGUGACACAUUAAAGGAAAAACCUGUUAUAUAUGAGUGCUCUCUUCCAGGAUAACAGUGCCCCCAUCCAUAUAGGGCAUGAGGGGUCUCUGAAUGGUUUGAUGAAUAUGAAAAUGAUGUGAAUCAUAUGUUCUUCACAGUCAACAGAUCUCAACCCAUUUGAACACCUAUGAGAGAUUUUGGACCGAUGUGUUAGACAGCAUCACCAUCUCCAUUGUUCAAAACCUUUGAAAGAAUAGUGUUAGUUCAGAGACUUGUAGAAUCAAUGCCAGGGUGCACUGAAGCUGUUCUGGUGGCAUUGGGUGGCCCAGUACCUUACUAAGACCAUUUAUGUUGGUUUUUCCUUUUAUUUGUCACAUGUCUGCAUAUGGUGAUAACCUGGAAAACAAUGAAAUUCCUCUCAAAUGGAAAUGUAUAUAUUUGUCUUUGUAUCCUUGAUUAUACAUAUGCUAGUACAGUUGGAGCUUUCAUAGAUGUCUGUGCUAAAGUAGGUACAGGGUUUUGAGAUAAUGUGCUGUAUCCAGUCCGUUGGGAAAUUAUGGGCUCAAGGGUCUCAGGGUCUGUUUAGCUUGUAAAAGCAU